AGUGGCGUCACGUCCGCCGGCGCGCCACAGCAGCGCGUCACUUCCGCCAGCCCGCCACAGCGGGGCGUCACCUCGGAAAUACGCACAGCGGGCGGUGCUCCCGGCUCUGUGGGGCCGUCUUCCCGGCGAGUCCGCGACGGUCGCCGCCCACGGCGAGAUGAAAUCUCACUCUGUCGCCCAGGCUGGAAUGCAGUGGCGUGAUCUCAGAUCACUGCAACCUCUGCCUCCCGGGUUCAAGCAAUUCUCCUGCCUCAGCCUCCUGAGUAGCUGGGAUUACAGGUGCGUGCCCCCACGCACGGCUAAUUUUUGUAUUUUUAGUUGAGACGGGGUUUCACCAUGUUGGUCAGGCUGUUCUUGAACUCCUGACCUCGUGAUCCGCCCGCCUUGGCCUCCCAGAGUGCUGGGAUUUACAGGCAUGAGCCACCGCGCCCGGCCUGUUUUUUUUUUUUGUUGGUUUGUUUUUGAGACGGAGUCUCGCUCUGUCGCCCAGCCUGGAGUGCAGUGGAACCAUCUCCUCUCACUGCAAGCUCCGCCUCCCGGGUUCACGCCAUUUUCCUACCGCAGCCUCCCGUGUAGCUGGGACUACAGGCGCCCGCCGCCACGCCCGUCAAAUUUUUUUUUUUUUUUUUUUUUUUUUUUGUAUUUUUUAGUAGUGACGGGUUUCACCAUGUUAGCCAGGAUGGUCUCGAUCUCCUGACCUCGUGAUCCGCCCGCCUCGGUCUCCCAAAGAGCUGGGAUUACAGGCGUGAGACACCGCGCCCUGUCCGGCCUGUUAUUAUACAUAUGAUUGAUAUCUCGUGACUCCCUAAAAUGAAUACAACCAAGCUGUGCCCCGACCACCUUGGACCCACGUUGUCAGGAUCUCCGGAGGCUGUGUCAUGGGCCUGCGUCCUUAACUUUGGGAAAUAAGCCUCCUGAAAUGAUUAAGACUUGUCGUUUUUCUCGAUUGACAUCUGGUAAGCACUGAGAGAUCCUCAGUGAAGGUAACCCGGCCUGCAGCAGUUCGCCUAUUGAUCCUCGGUAUUGGCUUGGCACCUUAUUGCCCAAACUGGUAGGAUGAUUGCUGAAAUCUGGGACCUUGUUCCUCCAGGGAUCCCUGAUCUUCCAACGUUUUUCGGUGGGGGGUCUGAGGUUUAUUUGCUAUUAAAAAACUCCUUUUUUGGGAGUUCCCACUCGCUUCAUCAAGGAAGGCAAGCCUGCCUGCUUCUGCAUCGACAGAUAGCCGUCUUCAGCUUGAGCCCCAUCACUAGGAACCCUUAACAUUCAGGGAUGUGGCCAUAGAAUUCUCUCCAGAAGAGUGGAAAUGCCUGGACCCUGCCCAGCAGAAUUUGUAUAGAGAUGUGAUGUUGGAGAACUACAGAAACCUGGUCUCCCUAGCUAUGUGUUCUCAUUUCACCCAAGACUUUUUGCCAGUGCAGGGGAUAGAAGAUUCAUUCCACAAACUUAUACUGAGAAGAUAUGAGAAAUGUGGGCAUGACAAUUUACAAUUAAGGAAAGGCUGUAAAAGUAUGAAUGUGUGUAAAGUGCAGAAAGGAGUUUAUAAUGGAAUUAAUCAAUGCUUGUCAAAUACUCAGAGCAAAAUAUUUCAAUGUAAUGCACGUGUCAAAGUUUUUAGUAAAUUUGCAAAUUCAAACAAAGAUAAGACAAGACAUACUGGAGAGAAACACUUUAAAUGUAACGAAUGUGGCAAGUCAUUUCAGAAGUUCUCAGACCUAACUCAACAUAAAGGAAUUCAUGCUGGAGAGAAACCCUACACUUGUGAAGAACGUGGCAAAGACUUUGGAUGGUACACAGACCUGAAUCAACACAAGAAAAUUCAUACUGGAGAGAAACCUUACAAAUGUGAAGAAUGUGGCAAAGCCUUUAAUAGGUCAACAAACCUUACUGCACAUAAGAGAAUUCACAACAGAGAGAAAGCCUACACAGGUGAAGAUCGUGACAGAGCCUUUGGAUGGUCCACAAACCUGAAUGAAUAUAAGAAAAUUCAUACUGGAGAUAAACCCUACAAAUGUAAAGAAUGUGGGAAAGCCUUUAUACAUUCCUCACACCUGAAUAAACAUGAGAAAAUUCAUACUGGUGAGAAACCCUACAAAUGUAAGGAAUGUGGCAAAGUCAUUUCCUCAUCCUCAAGCUUUGCUAAACAUAAGAGGAUUCAUACUGGCGAGAAACCCUUUAAAUGUUUAGAAUGUGGUAAAGCCUUUAAUAUUUCCACAACCCUUACUAAACAUAGGAGAAUUCAUACUGGAGAGAAACCCUACACAUGUGAAGUAUGUGGCAAAGCCUUUAGACAGUCCGCAAACCUUUAUGUACAUAGGAGAAUUCAUACUGGAGAGAAACCCUACACAUGUGGAGAAUGUGGCAAAACCUUUAGACAGUCCGCAAACCUUUACGUACAUAGGAGAAUUCAUACUGGAGAGAAACCUUACAAAUGCGAAGACUGUGGCAAAGCCUUUGGACGGUACACAGCCCUGAAUCAACACAAGAAAAUUCAUACUGGAGAGAAACCUUACAAAUGUGAAGAGUGUGGCAAAGCCUUUAAUAGUUCAACAAACCUUACUGCACAUAAGAGAAUUCACACCAGAGAGAAACCCUACACAUGUGAAGAUCGUGGCAGAGCCUUUGGAUGGUCCACAAACCUGAAUGAAUAUAAGAAAAUUCAUACUGGAGAUAAACCCUACAAAUGUAAAGAAUGUGGGAAAGCCUUUAUACAUUCCUUGCACCUGAAUAAACAUGAGAAAAUUCAUACUGGAAAGAAACCCUACAAAUGUAAGCAGUGUGGCAAAGUCAUUACCUCAUCCUCAAGCUUUGCUAAACAUAAGAGGAUUCAUACUGGCGAGAAACCCUUUGAAUGUUUAGAAUGUGGUAAAGCGUUUACUAGUUCCACAACCCUUACUAAACAUAGGAGAAUUCAUACUGGAGAGAAACCCUACACAUGUGAAGUAUGUGGCAAAGCCUUUAGACAGUCCGCAAUCCUUUAUGUACAUAGGAGAAUUCAUACUGGAGAGAAACCCUACACAUGUGAAGAAUGUGGCAAAACCUUUAGACAGUCCGCAAACCUUUAUGUACAUAGGAGAAUUCAUACUGGAGAGAAACCUUACAAAUGUGAAGAGUGUGGCAAAGCCUUUGGACGGUACACAGACCUGAAUCAACACAAGAAAAUUCAUACUGGAGAGAAACUUUACAAAUGUGAAGAGUGUGGCAAAGACUUUGUAUGGUACAUGGACCUGAAUCAACAGAAGAAAAUUUACACUGGGGAGAAACCUUACAAAUGUGAAGAGUGUGGCAAAGCCUUUGCCCCAUCAACAGACCUGAAUCAACACACGAAAAUUCUUACUGGAAAGCAAAGUUACAAAUGUGAAGAGUGUGGCAAAGCCUUUGGAUGGUCCAUAGCCCUGAAUCAACACAAGAAAAUUCAUACUGGAGAAAAACCUUACAAAUGUGAAGAGUGUGGCAAAGCCUUUAGUAGGUCAAGAAACCUUACUACACAUAGGAGAGUUCACACUAGGGAGAAACCCUACAAAUGUGAAGAUCGUGGCAGAGCCUUUGGAUGGUCCACAAACCUGAAUGAAUAUAAGAAAAUUCAUACUGGAGAUAAACUCUACAAAUGUAAAGAAUGUGGGAAAGUGUUUAAACAAUCCUCACACCUGAAUAGACAUGAGAAAAUUCAUACUGGAAAGAAACCCUACAAAUGUAAGGAAUGUGGCAAAGUCAUUACCUCAUCCUCAAGCUUUGCUAAACAUAAGAGGAUUCAUACAGGUGAGAAACCCUUUAAAUGUUUAGAAUGUGGUAAAGCGUUUACUAGUUCCACAACCCUUACUAAACAUAGGAGAAUUCAUACUGGAGAGAAACCCUACACAUGUGAAGAAUGUGGCAAAGCCUUUAGACAGUCAGCAAUCCUUUAUGUACAUAGGAGAAUUCAUACUGGAGAGAAACCCUACACAUGUGGAGAAUGUGGCAAAACCUUUAGACAGUCUGCAAAUCUUUAUGCGCAUAAGAAAAUUCAUACUGGAGAGAAACCCUACACGUGUGGAGACUGUGGCAAAACCUUUAGACAGUCUGCAAAUCUUUAUGCACAUAAGAAAAUUCAUACUGGAGAUAAAACCAUACAAGUGUAAAGAAUGUGGCAAAGUCUUUAAGUCAUACUCCAGCAUUCUUAAACAUAAGAGAACUCAUACCAGGGGAAUGUCUUACGAAGGUGAAGAAUGUCGCGGUCUUUAAAUGCUCCUCAAUCCUUUCUAAUCAUAAGAUAAUUCAUAAUGGAGAGAAACUCUAAAAUGUGAAAAAUGUGAGAAGGCUUUUAAUCACACCUCAAUCUGUUGUAGACAUAAGAGUAAUUAUAUUGAUGAGAAGCCAAAUUAAAAUUAAAAAUGUGGCAAAGACUUCCAAUUCUAGUCACUUCUUAGUGUAAUUCCUACUGAAGAAAACACCUGGAAAUACAAAAAAUGUGGCAAAACUUGUAAUCAAUGCUUAGUAUUUUUGCACAUGAUAGUAUUUAUAUGUGAGACUACUUGUACAAACAUAAAAAUAUACAAAAGCUAUUAAUGUCUACUUGAAAUUUAUAGUUAAUAAAAGCAUUGUAAUUUCUGUUGAAAGACCUUUUAGAAAAUAUAGGCCAUUAAAGUGAAGAAUAGUCUUAAGACAGAGAAUACAAAGAUAAAGAGGGCUCUAGUACCUGUACUUGUAUCCCAGAACUUACUAUAUGCAUUUUGUACUAGAGGAAAACUCUGAAGCAGUUGCUUAAACUUUGUUCAACAUCAGAGAAUUUAUAUUGGAGAGAAAUCCUACAAAUGUAAUAAAUGUGGAAAAACCUCUGUUCAGAAACUGCAGGUUAAGAAACCAGAGGCCAGGCGCAGUGGCUCACGCCUGUAAUCCCAACACUUUGGGAGGCCAAGGAGGGUGGAUCACCUGAGGUCGGGAGUUCAAGGACAGCCUGACCAAUAUGGAGAAACCUUGUGUGUACUAAAAAUACAAAAAUUAGCAGGACAUGGUGGUGCAUGGCUGUAAUCCCAGCUACUCAGGAGGCUGAGACAGGAGAAUGGCUUGAACCCAGGAGGUGGAGGUUGCGGUGAGCUGAGAUCAUGCCAUUGCACUCCAGCCUGGGUAACAAGAGUGAAACUCUGUCUCAAAACAAGAAAAAAAGAAAAGAAACACCAGAGAAUUUUUACUAGAAUAUAAUUUGUAGGUGCAGUAAAUGUGAAGAAAUAUUUAGGCUAAAAUUAAGACUAUGUAAACAUCAGAGGAUUUACAGUAGAAAGAACUAAGGAACUAACACUUCAGACUUUAAAAUAAAUCAGAGUAUUAAGUAUAACAAAAGUUGAACCUGUUAGAAAAUUUCUUUGUAUAUAAGUUGAAAAGUAGGUUUUUGAAGAGAUAUAUUCAAAAUAUAUUUUUUCACUUGAAAAAAGUAAAAAUUUGUUUCAAAAGCAAAUAAUUCAACUCUAAAAUUACACUAUUUCAACAUUCUCAUUUAUGUGAAAGCAUGUGAUAAAUUGUUGCUGCAUCAGAGAUAUGAGAAAUUCCUUUGCAUUAGGUGGGCAUUAUUCAUAGACGUCUACAUGAAAGAGAAGAGAAAUAAAAGAUGCACCAGGAAAAUCUGAGCAGAGAGGCUUUUAGUGGUUGACUUACUGAGUGAUGCCUGAAGUCGGUGUUCAGAGUAAUACUUUGCGUUAUACUGAGAGAGAAUCUGAAUUUUAGUAGUAAAUUGUUUUGCCAACUGUAUAUUUAUGUAAUAAGUGCAAUAAAAUGCAGUAAAUUUUAAAAUUCUCUUAAGAUAAUGUGAACUUAAUUUUUGAAAUAAAAAUUGUUAUUGUGUUAAAA
Messenger RNA from Pan troglodytes (chimpanzee), 5817 nucleotides. It is a transcript of the gene ZNF721, whose product is annotated as zinc finger protein 721. The coding region runs from base 1344 to 4115 and encodes 923 amino acids. Lineage: Eukaryota; Metazoa; Chordata; Mammalia; Primates; Hominidae. Gene Ontology annotation, biological process: regulation of DNA-templated transcription. The transcript has 4 exons. The record is from RefSeq and is a predicted model, not a curated record.